CAGCUCAAAGCCCCGUCGUGACUGGUCCGAGCCGUAGUCGCUUUCCGCGGCGAUGAGCGGGGACAACGCCCGCGGGGUAGGCAUGAAGGCGUCCGUGGUGACCACGGCGGCGGCUGCUCCUGCGAUGGAGCCGGGCCCUUCCGUGUCGCCGGGGCCUUCGCGCUCCUUCAAAGAGGAGCUGCUGUGCGCCGUGUGCUACGACCCGUUCCGCGACGCGGUGACGCUGCGCUGUGGCCACAACUUCUGCCGCCGGUGUGUGAGCAGCUGCUGGGAGGUGCAGACGACGCCCUCGUGCCCGGUGUGCAAGGAACGAGCGGCGCCCGGGGAGUUGCGCACCAACCACACGCUCAACAACCUGGUGGAGACCCUGCUGCGCGAGGAGGCCGAGGGCGCGCGCUGGACGGGUCGCCGGUCCCCGCGCCCCUGCCGUGCGCACCGCGCCCCGCUCACGCUCUUUUGCCUGGAGGACAAGGAGCUGCUGUGCUGUGCCUGCCAGGCCGACGCCCGGCACCAGGAGCAUCGCGUGCAGCCCAUCAAGGACACUGCGCAGGACUUUCGGGCCAAGUGCAAGAACAUGGAGCAUGUGCUGCGAGAGAAAGCCAAGUCUUUCUGGGCCCUGAGACGCACCUAUGAGGCCAUCGCCAAGCACAAUGAGGUGCAGACAACUUGGCUGGAGGGCCGCAUCCGGGAUGAGUUUGACAAGCUCCGAGAUUUCCUGAGGGUGGAGGAACAGGCCACCCUGGAUGCCAUGAAGGAAGAGAGCAGAAAGAAGCACCUGCUGGCUGAGGAGAAGAUGAAACAGCUGGCAGAGCAGACCGAGGCGCUGGCUCGUGAGAUUGAGCGUCUGCAGAUGGAGAUGAAGGAAGAUGACAUGACCUUCCUCAUGAAACACAAGAGCCGAAAACGCCGGCUCUUUUGUACCGUGGAGCCCGCUCCUCUCCAGCCUGGCCUGCUUAUGGAUGCAUGCAAGUAUCUGGAGUCCCUGCAGUACCGUGUCUGGAAGAAGAUGCUUGGGUCUGUUGAGUCUGUGCCCUUCAGCUUGGAUCCCAAUACAGCUGCCGGCUGGCUCAAAGUGGCUGAUGACCUCACGAGUGUCAUCAACCAUGGCUACCGUGUGCAGGUGGAGAAUCCAGAGCGCUUCUCCUCAGCACCCUGCCUGCUGGGCUCUCAAGUUUUCUCGAAGGGCUCCCACUCUUGGGAGGUGGAUGUGGGUGGCCUGCCGAGCUGGCGAGUGGGUGUGGUGCGGGUGCAGGCCCACGCGCAGGCGCAGGCUCAGGCUGAUGUCGGUGGUGAAGGCCACUCACACAGCUGCUACCAUGACACACGCUCGGGCUUCUGGUACCUGUGCCGCACGCAGGGUGUGGAUGGAGACCACUGCAUGACUUCAGACACAGCCACAGCCCCUCUGGUGCAGGCUAUGCCGCGCCGCCUGCGUGUGGAGCUGGAGUGUGAGGAGGGUGAGCUGUCCUUCUAUGACUCGGAGCGCCACUGCCACCUGUACACCUUCCAUGCCCACUUCGGGGAGGUGAGGCCCUACUUCUACCUGGGGGCCUCUCGGGGCGAUGGUCCCCCAGAGCCUAUGCGCAUCUGCCACCUGCGUGUCUCCAUCAAGGAAGAGCUGGACAUCUGAGCUGCUGGAGUCUGCUGGACACUGGGCUGCGGGCCUGUUCUGUCCCAGAAUCUUUCUGUAGCCCACCACUGACACUCACGCAGCGUCCUCCAUCCUGUCUUACCUUUUCUGUAGCUCCAAGUCCUCCUAUGCCUCUGGCUUUGUUUUUUGGUCCUUUUUCUGCCCAAAGUUAAGAGCCACCCAGGAGAUGUUUGGCUGAGCCUCGGCUCUGUCUAGAGUCAAGGCACCUUCAGGAUAUGGGUUUCCUGUUUUCCUUUGUCCUGGAAUUGCUGGUGAUAAUGUUUUCUUGUAGGAUGGACAUUAUAAUAUAGUUGUAACUAUUUUUAGAGACUUUUAGGCCAGCCUAUCAGGAGAUGCCUCUUGUUGAGUCAUUUUGUUGUUUAUGUUUCCCAGAAGAGGGCCUUGUUAGGCCAUACAGGGAAGCCCUAGGAUUAGUUGAGAUAGGAGUGGGCAAAGCCUUUACCCAGACUCUCCUAUCCCAGUGGGACAAGCAAGGGAUUGGCUGGCCUAACUGAGCAGCAUGUCUUUGGCAGUUGGUCUGACGCCCCAAGAGUUCCCCAGUUAUUCCAGCACUGACUAGAAACUAGGGUGUGGGGUGCUCUGGAAUACAGCUCAGAGUUAGUGGGUGUCACAGAAAAAGCAGUCUAGGGCUUUCGUUAGUGGCUAAGGAUUGGCAAGUUUCAAGUCUGUGGCAAAGAGGCCAAAGCAGCAGAAUGCAGUGAGUGAGAAGAUGGCUGGGCUCAGGCAGGAGCCCAAGCUCUGCUUCUCAUUCUGAAGGAAAGCUUCCUGUUGGCAUGGCAUUGGCCCUGCUUGGUCAAUUCAUGCUUUGAAAGUUUCCUCUGACUCCGUCCAAAGGUUCUAGAAUAGUUUUUUAAAAAAGUUUUUGCCCCUUCUCUGGGCUUCUUUUUCCACUUCUGUGAAUUGACAGUAGUCCUUGAAAGUCACAAGAAGUUACAAGAAGGGGCCUCACAGGGUAUGCUGUGUCAGCCAGAACUGUUGGUCCGGGAGGCCCCAGGUUGGAACCUGGCAUCCUGGGACGGGAGAGCCCCUCCCUUGCUGCCCUCGUCCUCAUUGGCCUCAGCCCACUUGUUUUUGUUCUGUUUGCCAGGUUUUACCCUUUGUGUACGCCUCCACCUUUUCUUUCUCAGUCAUGCCUAUAGAUGGAGCUGACUGCCAGCUAGCCAAGUCCCAAGUGCAUUGUCAUAAUCAGGGACACAUUACUGAGCUGGGACCUGGCAUCCCAAUUUCAGCCUGCACCCCUCAUUACAUAAGAUUGUUGUUUUAAAUCAUGCCACUUGCCCACUAAUUACAUAUAAAUGGGUCAUAUGCAUUGAUUAUCUAGCAAGUGAGGACAUGAAAGGAACACUGGUGCAGGCCAGGCUGGGAGCGGGGACAGUGUUGGCAAGCCAGCAUGGGUCAGAUGGUUGGGCACCAUGGUUUCCAAGCAGGUGCAAAAGGCUAUGCCCGGUGUGGCAUGUUCAGAUUCUCUGUAAGAAACUUUUAAAAUAUUUUUUAUUUUCAUCUUAAUUCUUUUUAAAUAGGGUCAUUUCAAUGACCUAGAUUCUUUUAGGAAAAUUUUACUUAACUCACAAUUGCUAUGUUUCUUUCAUUGCUUUUGUAAACACAAAUUCCUGUUGUAACUUGUACCUGACUCGCUCCUUCCCACUGUAAGAUUUCAUUGUGUGCAGUGAAUGUACUGUUUAAUUUGUUAGUUGAUGGAAAUUUGGCUUGUUGCAGCUUCUUUUUAGCUAUUCUGAGUACUGCUGCUAUGAAAUUUGUGUGCAAGUUUUGUGUGGACUCUUCUUUUUUGAUUGUCAUAUACCUUGCAGUCUCUUUUCCAGGUCAUAUGAUAAUUAUUUUAAACCCUUUGGGGACUGGCCAAGCUGUUUCUAAGAAUGUACUGCUGCUACUCCUACUGGCAGCAGGUGAGGCUGGGCUGUAAUGCAUUCUUGUCAGCACUGUCUGCCCUCUGAUGGCCAUCCUGGCAAGGAUGGAGCGUGUCUCAUGUGGCCUUAGUUGCCCUCGCUGACAGCUGAUAGUGGAGCAUCUUUUCUCAUGUUUGCUGUGUAUCUGCCUCAGAGACUUCAGAGUCCUUGCCCAUUGGGUUGUGUGUCCUUUUAUUAUGAAGUUUUACAAGUUCAUUAUGCAUUCUAGAUAAAAGUUCCUUUGUCAGAUAAAUGACUUAUAAAAACUUUCCUCCUAAUUCA
This is a messenger RNA of Meriones unguiculatus (Mongolian gerbil), 3837 nucleotides long. RefSeq names its product tripartite motif containing 35 (gene Trim35). The transcript has 6 exons. Gene Ontology annotation, molecular function: zinc ion binding; protein binding. Gene Ontology annotation, biological process: positive regulation of apoptotic process; innate immune response. The record is from RefSeq and is a predicted model, not a curated record. Bases 53 to 1630 code for a protein of 525 amino acids. NCBI's taxonomy places the organism in Eukaryota, Metazoa, Chordata, Mammalia, Rodentia, Muridae.